Molecule: messenger RNA, 775 nt
Organism: Acaulospora colombiana
Lineage: Eukaryota; Fungi; Glomeromycota; Glomeromycetes; Diversisporales; Acaulosporaceae
Source: the annotation of a GenBank genome assembly
AUGCUAGUAUGUCAAUACGCAAAUAAUGGGAAUCUCUAUCAAUACCUUGAGAAACAUUUUGACAUCUUAACAUGGGGAGACAAGAAAUCGAUAAUUCUUGAAAUUGCCUACGGAAUUAAAGCCAUUCACGACGAAGAUCUAAUACAUAGUAACUUACAUCCCGGAAACAUAUUACGACAUGUGAAUCGAAAAACCGGUGAUCAACACACUUACAUUAGUGAUCUUGGAAUUUGUAAUCCAGUAGAUGAGAGGCAUACAAGUAAAGUGUAUGGUGUCUUACCAUUUGUAGCACCCGAAGUGCUUCAAGGUUCUAAGUGCACAAAAUCGUCGGACAUUUAUAGCCUAGCAAUGUUGAUGUGGACCAUAAUCACAGGAAGAAAGCUUUACUCUGAUCGUCCACAUGAUGUCUACUUGAUUUUGGAAAUCUGUUCGGAACUACGGCCAGAAAUUCCCAGGAGCACACCACACACGCUUGUCGAUUUGAUCAUGAAAUGUUGGGAUUCCGAUCCAACAAAACGACCGGGCAUUCGUGAGGUUAUAUUUAUGCUGAAUUGGAUUCCAUUUUCGGAAGGAGGUCCCAUUGAACUUAGCACCGAUCCAUUUCCGCAGCACCAGAACGCCAUUUAUGCAAGUCACCUGUUGUACUCUCAUGACACGGAAGAGAGGCUUAGGAAGUUGAAAGAGGAAGGUUCAAGAAAGUUAAAAGAAGAGAUCAGGAAGGAGGACCUCGAGGGAUUUGUAGAGAUCAUUAAUGAUUUGGAUGUAUUUGUUGAAG